This is a messenger RNA of Fusarium sp. VM40, 2718 nucleotides long. Lineage: Eukaryota; Fungi; Ascomycota; Sordariomycetes; Hypocreales; Nectriaceae. The record is from the annotation of a GenBank genome assembly.
AUGGCAACUACAUUCUGCAAUGAAUGCAAACUCUUUAAGGAGGAGUUUGAAAGCCUUGAUGGUUCAGGCGAAGCUGAACGAGCCCCAUUUCCAAACGUUAUAGCCCUAAAGGACUCUGCGCUUUCGGGUUGCUCACUUUGUCAGAUCGUAUUCCAAUCAUGGUAUUACUACCCAGAUCCAGUGGUAUUCCAGGAAUACUCACCCUUUGAGGUUGUGGGAUUUGUUCGGUUUGAAGAUAAUUCCGAAAACGUUGAUGGAGACGAUUCGCAAAAUGAUAGUGAAGACAGUUAUGAACCCAGUUCACCAAGAGUGUUAGUCCAGCAAAGAUCUAUAGGGUAUUCAUUUUACCUAGGUAGCCUCGACAGAGAUGGUUUUGGCGAACAAGAAUUCGGGGAACACCAGAAAGCAUCUCGUCAGGUUAUUGACCUUGGCGCACCUGGCAGCAUUGACAAGGUCUGUUCUCUGGCUUUAAGAUGGACUCGAAACUGCGACGAAGCGCAUGAGCGUUGCAGAGCAUAUCACACCAACUCGGAACCAAAAAUAAUACCGACAAGACUCAUCGACGUUGGUACAGAUAGCCAUGCCCAACCACCAAGACUAUUCAUUCCUCGACACCACCUUCGCAGCCUGACGUAUGUUGCUCUGAGUUAUGCAUGGGGAUCAGCGGGCAACAACAUCAAAACCACAUCCUCGAACCUCGCAGCUAUGACGCAAUGCCUGCCUUGGUCUCAGCUGCCCAAGACAAUUCAAGAUGCCAUCGUGAUCACACGAGGACUAGGUGUUAGGUAUCUUUGGGUAGAUGCGCUGUGUAUCUUGCAAAGUGAGGGCCACGAUGAUACGCAGCAUAAAGAAGAUUGGUCCUAUGAAGCAGCUCGAUUCGGACAAUAUUACGAAAAUUCUUUAUUAACCAUAGCGGCAACUGGAGCCAAUUCUUCCGACAAUGGAUUGUUCUUGCCUAGGCCAGCAUUAAGAUUUGAGCCAGAGUCUAUUACAUUUCGGCCAGAAGAAGACUUAAGCUACACUAUUCGACCAAUAAUCCCCAGUUGGCACACCGAAAUCUCUUAUGCCCCACUACUUGGCCGGGGAUGGGCUGUACAGGAACGUUUGAUAUCAAGAAGAGUCCUCCACUUUGCAAAGAAUAUGGUCCUGUGGGAGUGUCAUGAUUGCCGAGCAACCGAACUUGAUCCUCAAGGGUUACGCCCAAUUGGCCCUGAAGGGGCACAUGAGAUCAUUCCCGGAUUUGCGGCUAUAUUUCGUGAUAUUCGUACCGGCGGCUUGUUAUCCGACGACUUCGUCAAGGAAUGGUACCGUUUUGUCGAUGAAUAUUCUCAGCACAACUUCACUUUUGUUUCAGACAGGUUACCGGCUCUAUCGGGUAUUGCAUCUAUAAUCCAACAUCGAACUCAACAGAAAUAUAUUGCGGGGCUGUGGGAAUCAGCUAUUCCUGAAGGUCUGGCGUGGAUGACUGACCGCAUGUUUCGUUACAAUACAUCCAACUUACUCGGCUCUGGACGUGAUGAGUCAAAGGAAGCAAGCGCGAGCUCACAGGUUAAGCUACCUUCUUGGUGCUGGGCUGUCAGCAAAAGCAGUGCUAGGUUUAUGUCUGCAUGGGGAUGGAAAUCCACGUUAGAAGUGGAGGCUUGGAAAUUGGAAUCACAAGGGAUGGACACUUCAGGACAAAUCUUGGGAGGAAGGCUCACAGUUCGCAGCAUGUAUGGAAUACUUAACCUAUCCGACUUGGGAUUUGUGUUUCAUCCGAGCCCUGCUUUAAGCGAUCAUAUACUAGGGCGUGAUCCAGUCGAGCACAGGGUCGAAUGCAAUCAAAUCGUAUGCGUGAUGAGUGGCUCGGAAGAAGAGAAGGAGCGCAAGAGGGACAAGUUCGGAGAGUUUAUGAAGAAGAACUUGAACAAAGGUGAAAUAGCAUUGAAGCAUGCUGUAGGUCUUGGUGGCCAACCCAAUGCGGUCCCCGUAACAAAGCCAGUUGUCGAUGGACCGCUUCGGCCGGUCGAGGUUGGUUGGCAUCCAGUCGGUGGCUUUGCUGGCAAGUGGUUCGCCGAGGAGACUGGUCUAGGAAAGAUGAUCACCGAGAAGAUCAACAAAUAUCCGGAUCCCACACAGCAUUGGGCAGUUUUGGUUGGCGACUAUGCGCAUCAGCUGUGGAUGGACGAGAAUUUCGAUGUCAUUUACACAAACGCCAAGGUUGAGCGUGAAGAGUGGCGGACAUUUCCAGUUGGACAAACACGCUUCAAUGAUGAUGCACUGCGACGAACUGGCGAAUCGGUGAUUCAAAGCAUUAGAGACAAGCAGCCAACCUACAACCUCAUCACCAACAACUGCCAGACAUACGUACUACAGCUGCUGGAUGCAAUCAAAGUCGGUGUGAAUAAAGAGUUCGGCACCACUCUGGCUGUCUACGAGAGGCUGUUCGGUCCAGGUAAAAUUCAAGACUUAUUUGAUGGUGAAGAGAAGCCAGAUGAAAUCACUGGAACGCAACCUCAACUUCAACCUCAACCUCAGCCCCAGCCGCAACAACAGCAACAGAUAGACCCAGCAACAGGAAUGCAACAAGGCAGAUCAGACACUGUCAACCUCGCUCAGGAUGUCAUGAAUCAGAACACAACUCAGCUGGAUACAGAGACAGAGAUGGAUAGACAUGUGGAUGAGAAAGAGAAGGAUAAGAAGAAGAAAGGGUUCUUCUCGCGCUUUAAAAGAAGUUAG